Molecule: messenger RNA, 723 nt
Organism: Dermacentor andersoni
Lineage: Eukaryota; Metazoa; Arthropoda; Arachnida; Ixodida; Ixodidae
Source: RefSeq, a predicted model, not a curated record
AUGAGAUCUGACACGCGACACGCGCCUAAGCGUGACCAAAAAGGUCGAAGAUGGCUCUUUCGAAGACGCUUGGCUGCCCUCGACCUGGACUCAAGUGAUUCCUUUGACUGCUUCGAUGCGAUCGGGCACGGCGUGUACCAGCAGCGCCUACUCUUUCUCAGUUUCGUCCUUUCAUUCCUCGUGCACGUCAACGUACUGUCCUUCUAUCUCAUAUCGGGAUACGUAGACCACUGGUGUCGGCCGCCGCCUGACUGGACUAUGUCCGUCGCCACCUGGAGAAACUCAGCCAUCCCGCUGGAGGCGGACGGCAGUCCCAGCCAGUGCACCGUCUACAAGAAUCCAGUCGACCCGAACGACACCGACGUGGUCGCUUGCGAUCACUGGGACUACGAUCCGAAGAACGAGAAAAAGACCAUCGUGAGCACCUGGAACCUGGUAUGCCAUCGGCGUCCUCUGAUCGCGGUCAUACAGCUCGUGUACAUCACCGGUUCCGUCGUGCUGCCCAGUAUUGCCGGCUACCUGGCGGACAGCGUCGGCCGCCGGCCCUUGCUCCUGAUGUUCACCGCCGCGCUCAUUGUGGGGACGUGCGGCGGCUGCUUUGCCGACACGUACGUCGUGUACGUGGCGAUCAGGUUCGUCAUCUCCGGCUGUUCGGGCGCCGCUGCCCUGGUGUCCUGCAUGCUCGCGUUCGAGGUGACCAGACACGAGUACCGAACGACGUAG